GUGAAGCAGUCAAUGCUUGAAACUCGCUCACCAAAGCCAAACGGCAGUCAGUCGACUGUUGUUGCUCCUGGAGAGAGUUAGACCCGGUACAAGUUGGUGAACGUGCUGCCGUUUCUUCUUUUCUACUAUAUAUAUUUGUUUAAAAGCAACGAACGUUUUUUACUCUUUUUUUUUAUUCAGCACUAUUUUUUAGGUGCAUACAUACAGACAGAACAUUUCCUUUUGAAUAUUUCGUAACUGACAGUUUGUGUUGCCGAUGAGAAAGAAAGAGCGCCAGAAGAGAUCUUAUUACAAACAAAUACAUGUACAUACAUAGCUAUAUAUUUAUUGAGAAGAAACAAAUAUCAGUGGAACGCAUUGCGCUGGUGGUUGUUGUAAGCGCGAUCAGUGAUUAAGUCGAUGACGUUGAUGCAGAUGAUAACAAAAGCAACAACAAAAGCAAAUAAAGAACAUAAAAAUAUGUUCAAAUUGGUGACGCGAACGACAGCAACAAAAACAAAAGCAAAAGCAACAACCACAAAAACAACAACAACUACAACAAAAACACCACCCUUCACAAACCCCGAAACAAACCCAACCACAGAUAUGCAUUUCAAAGCCGCAAACAAUGCGCGUCAUGAAAGCAGCUGCCGGCAGCAAUUCAACAGUCACAUGCCGCAAUCCAUCAUCAGCUGUUGCAGUGAUAAUAAUCAACAAAAUAGCAAUAAUAAAAACAACAAUAAUAAUAAUAAUCAUAAGCAUAAUAAUCAGCUUAGUAAAAGCAAUAAAAUAAACCACCGCAACAAUUACAAUCUUCCACCGUUAUUUGCAUUUAACCGGCAUCUGUCGCAUGCCGCACUCCUACUUCUAGUCUGCGUUGUGUGCAAUUGUGCUGCUGGCGGUGUUGGCAGCAAUGAAAGUAUAGCUUUCGCGCCUGCAGCGCCACGCCCAUUGCAACGGCGACACACGACCGCGAUCGUUAAGGACAAUGCUGCGGAGACGGAUGAUGCCGAUCGGGUUUUCGUGUAUAAAUGUUGUGAAAAAUUCGAAAUUCAUGUGGACGGUAUUUGCUCGCAGGUCAAUGAGAGUGAAUACUUCCAACCAAUGUUCACCAACUAUCAAGGUGCGCACAAUGUGCCGGUGAAAUUCAAGUUUGUUAUUGGCAUACCGGCUUGUGGCACAAUGCAGUCAUGGCCCAUAUAUCAUUAUCAAGGUAGCGCUGAUCAGCUGGUACUCUUGGACGAUGGCAAAUUGCGCCAUUACACCAAUUCAAAUGAAGAGGAAGAUGAGCUAUAUGAGCAUACCGACUACGAUGCAGAUUUAGAUGAUGAACGCAAGUCACUCUUUCACGAUUACGCGGCGGGACAAUAUUGCAUAGAUAAGGCUAUCUCUACAUCUGGUCAGCACAAACAAGUGCUCUAUGCGAAUAUUUGCUUAGCAAAAAGAGAAAUUAAAUGGUCCGAUACCACAUUUUUGCUGCGUAAAGUAAUAAAUCCCAUUUUACAUGGCAUAUCCUUGAUACUUUUACUGCUCAUAUCGAUUAUCUACUUCAUACUGCCCACAUUGCGUGAUCUAGUGGGCAAUAUUAUAACCACCAUAGCGGUGUGCUUGAUGACAGUGCAGGCAGCGGAUUUUGUGCGCAUCUUCACGGAAUUCACGAAUCAUGUCAGCUUCAUUGUGGCGGACAUAAUACUGUACAUCAGCUUGCUGGGCGCUUUCUUCUGGCUGAAUAGCUUCGGUUAUUACAUUUGGAAGACAUUCCGUUCGCGCAAUGUGUUCCUGCGUGUCACCGAUGGCCGCAAAUACUGUUAUUAUUCCGCAUAUGCUUGGGGCCUUACAGCGCUGAUGGCCGCCUUGGCGGUAUUUGCGCACUUCUUUCUCGACGCUGAUUCCUAUAAGGAGCAAAAUCUUAUUGGCGAUCAACAGACGAUCGGUUGGCUGGGCAUUUGGAUAUUUUUUGCACCCAUCGCAUGCUUAAUAUUAAUCAAUAUCUUCUUCUAUGUGACCACAUUGAAGUUGAUCAAUCGCAGAAAUGUCUAUGGACGCAUACAGCACAAGCUGCGCGCAAACUUCAUCAUGUUCUCUUGGAUGCUGCUAAUCAUGUCGAUUGCGUGGCUGUUCUUUGUGCUCUCACUGCUGCCGUACGAUGGCCUAUUGUAUGCGCAUAUACUAGUCAAUGCCGUGCAGGCGCCGCUGCUACUAUACAUAUGUGUAUUGCGUCAGAAGCAUGUUACAUUCCUGUUGAAAAAGUCGUGCUGCUACAAUGAGCCGCCAUCGGCCAAUGAUUGGGGCGAUGAAAUGCAUUAUAUGAAUUGUAAUGAUUACUGAGAUGAGGCGCGCGUUAAGAACGCGCACAAACCGAUGCAACCAACGACGUUGA
Messenger RNA from Zeugodacus cucurbitae (melon fly), 2359 nucleotides. RefSeq names its product probable G-protein coupled receptor Mth-like 5 (gene mthl5). Gene Ontology annotation, cellular component: membrane. Gene Ontology annotation, molecular function: G protein-coupled receptor activity. The record is from RefSeq and is a predicted model, not a curated record. Gene Ontology annotation, biological process: G protein-coupled receptor signaling pathway; cell surface receptor signaling pathway. The coding region runs from base 400 to 2307 and encodes 635 amino acids. The transcript is spliced from 8 exons. NCBI's taxonomy places the organism in Eukaryota, Metazoa, Arthropoda, Insecta, Diptera, Tephritidae.